Messenger RNA from Limulus polyphemus (Atlantic horseshoe crab), 2429 nucleotides. RefSeq names its product protein neuralized-like (gene neur). The coding region runs from base 746 to 2278 and encodes 510 amino acids. The transcript is spliced from 7 exons. Lineage: Eukaryota; Metazoa; Arthropoda; Merostomata; Xiphosura; Limulidae. The record is from RefSeq and is a predicted model, not a curated record. Gene Ontology annotation, molecular function: ubiquitin protein ligase activity.
UCGUAGGGACGACGUUGCUAAGCUCUGUUACACAGGCGUUUUCGAACCCCCUCCCGUUAGUGUGAGAACUUCCGCUAGUAAUUCUUGAAAACAGUUUUUUCUUUUGUCUUCCACCCAACAUUUAUUGCAUACGUCCACAUUAUUUACCGCAUAUCGUACGUACGGAUCACGUUUGUGAAAUCUGCGCCGUUUCUGCUUUUUAAUCGUCGUGAGUCGCUCGUGGCUGUCCUUUAAGCCUAUAUACACCUAAGUUCGCGCGCGCAUCCCUGUAGCAUAGGAAGCAUUGCAAAAUCAUACCCAUCCAUCUAAGUAGAGCAUCAGCAUACAGAAGAGGAGUGUGCGCAAUGAGGGGCGGCAUCUGAUGCCGUCAAGUGCGACGGAGGAGAGAAAGUCCCUCCCUGCACCCUAUUCUUGAACGUCCGGCGUGUGCCCUGCUGAUGAAUUGAAUCACGAGGCCUGUCGGGUGGGGUUCUGUCGCCGUUUCCGUCCUUUCCUCCAGCCAAGACUUUCUCUGGGCAUCUGUGAAAUAUACCGACAUGAACAAUGAAUGCAUAACGUCCACGAAGAAAGAGCUUGGGGCCAAGGUGCGUAACUAAGUUAGUCCUCCCACCCACGGAAGGAAGGUCGAGUGAUUCGGACGAAACCCCAGCAUCCCUGAAGACUGGGUUGGGUUUCUUAACCCUUCAAACGAAAGCGAUACACACACUAGUAAGUGGAACUUCUCAUAGGACAGCAUCUGGACGACAUGAAGGUUCUGAAGAAGAUCAAGCGGUUAGCUUCUUCUUACUCCCGUAGUCCUAGCAACCAAGGGACUAACAACCUACCACCCCUCCUCUUCCACAGUGUACAUGGAGAAAAUAUCAGGGUGUCAAGAGAUGGUGCUGUAGCUCGUCGUACUGAGAGUUUUUGUAAAGGUAUUGCAUUCAGUAGCAGGCCAGUUCAAGUAAAUGAGCGUGUUAUUUUAAAAUUUGCUGAAACUUCCAGUAGUUGGAGUGGAGCACUACGUUUUGGAUUUACUGCCAAUGACCCCUCAAACUUUCGAUCAGCCUUACCCAAGUAUGCUUGCCCAGACUUGACUAAUAAACCUGGAAAUUGGGCAAAGGCCCUUGGUGAACGGUUUGCCAGGAGAGAUACAGUUCUAAUUUAUUUUGUGGAUGACAAUGGUGAUGUCCACUUUUCAAUUAAUGGGGAGGAAAAAGGAAUAUUCUUCAGUGGAGUAAACGUGAGCACACCUUUGUGGGCUUUACUAGACGUCUAUGGAAACACUGUGGCAAUGGAACUUGUGGAUUCAAGACAACAUCUUAACAACACCAGGAGGCAACAGAGUACCCCUGAUAUUGAUUCUAUCAUUCCAGCCCUUUCAGCUAUUACUUUGGAAACUUCGGAGCCUGAGCUACCUGUUAGGUUCUACCGAGGCAUAACAUUUUCACAGUUACAGUUCCACCGCACCAAGGGUUGUAAUAUAAAUCUUUCAAAUGACAGGAUGGUUGCAGAAAGAAAUGAUAGUCAUUAUUGUUAUGGGUAUGUUUUUACCUCUCGUCCACUACGAGCGGGUGAACGACUUGUUAUCCAGGUCACUAAAACAGAGCAAAUGUAUGUUGGGGCUAUGGCAUUUGGGCUGACUAGCUGUGACCCUGCCACUGUGAAUGGAGCUGAUCUUCCUGAAGAUGCAGACUCCCUUUUAGACAGGCCAGAGUAUUGGGUGGUGAAGAAAGAUGUUGCUAACUCUCCUCAGCUUGGAGAUGAGUUAACAUUUCUAAUUACUAACAGUGGUGAAGUACAGUUUGUGAAAAACCGGCAACCUCCAACCACUGUGAUGCAUGUUGACCAUACCCUUAAUCUGUGGGCUUUCUUUGAUCUGUAUGGAAACACAACUAGAGUCCGACUUUUAGGUACAACAACAGAAAGUCCAGCUGGUCAAGGCUCACUAACCCGUAGGUCAUUAGGAAACAUACCUUUAAGCACUUCAGUGGACAGUGGUAUGUCUGGUGGCCUUAAUGAGAUUGAUAAAUCACCAACUGGUAGCCUCACUGUACGACUUCCAACGCCCGAAGGAUCUAGUACAAGUGGUGGUGAGAUUAUUCCACAUCCUAGUGACAACUCAGGAAAUGAGUGUGCUAUUUGUUAUGAGAGACAAAUUGAUAGUGUACUGUACACAUGUGGACACAUGUGCAUGUGUUUUGAGUGUGCUGUGCAACAGUGGAGAGGACAAGGAGAUGGCCAGUGUCCAAUCUGUCGGGCACCCAUUCGAGAUGUGAUUCGUAUUUACAAGUCCUGAGUCAACCUGUAUAAUCUAGAGUGAGAUAUGCUAAUUUUUUUAAGACUGUAAUUAUUAUACCUUAAGAGACAUGAGAAGUGAACUUUGUAACUUGUGCAUUAGAGCAAGUACCAGUAUACUUUCCUUCUUCAUCUAAUAACUUUAAGGGAAA